AUGAGAUCUUAUUUGCAGCUGUCGGCGUCAAGCGAACCGGGCGCGUUGGACGCAGUCGCAAGACGCUACCGACUCGAGAACGGCAACUCUCUGGGGGAAAAAGACGAGUUGUUCGGGCCACCAAGUGCACCCGUUCUUGAAAACCCUGAGUUCCAAACAAGAUGGUACUUUAAAUACUUCCUCGGCAAAAUGCACCAAAAUUACAUCGGAGUAGAUGGUUCAAGAGAGCCUUACCUACUGAGUGUCGUUCAGGAAGGUGGAGCGGGACUUUUGCGAGCCAUCCUCUUCAAUAAAAUGGGUGCGCAUAAAAUUUAUUUGCCGCCUAGUGCCUGGAGUAGUGGUGGUGGCCAGGCUCCAACGAGACCAACAGUCAAACAGAUUCUUAGCCAAUUUCCCGCAAUGGAACGUGUGGAUAAAGUCCCGAGAGAGAUAACGUGUGCGGAAUUACAAAAAGACGUUUUAUUGCUAGAAGAACAGGAAGGUUCAGUGAAUUUUAAGAUAGGAGUAAUGCUAAUGAAAGCUGGCCAGAAGACUGACGAUGAAAUGUUAUCAAACGAGGAAGGCGAUGAAAAAUGGCAACGAUUUAUUUCGCUUUUGGGAGAUAAAGUUCGAUUAAGAGGAUGGAACCGUUUUCGUGGUGGACUGGACGUUAAAGGUGACAUGACCGGCAGUCAUUCCAUUUAUACGAUGCAUCAGGGUCACGAAAUAAUGUUCCACGUCUCCACAAUGUUACCUUUCUCGAAGGAUAAUAAGCAACAGCUGGAGAGGAAGCGUCACAUCGGGAACGACAUAGUCAACAUUGUGUUUACAGAGGACUCCGUUCACAACACAUUCAACCCGCAAUGCGUCAAAAGUCACUUCACACAUAUAUUCGCAGUGGUAUCAGAGGUAGAAGGUGAAGGAUACAAACUCAGUGUUUAUAGUGAUGACACCGUUCCACCAUUUGGACCAUCACUGCCGUGUCCACCCGUGUUUAAUGAUCCGCAAUUAUUUAGAGAUUUUUUAUUGGUCAAAUUAAUGAAUGGAGAAAAAGCAGCAUUUCAAACACCGACGUUUGCAUUGAAGCGGCAGCGAACCCUAGACUCACUGAUAAGAGACAUCUACGCAGAGCAUUGUUCGGAUCACAAAGUACCAAUGCUAUCUCGCCGAGCUCUAUCAGACGUGUGGUCAGGCGGAGCAGGCGCAAGCGGAGCUGGCGCAGCCCGUACAGAACAUUUCCUCCACAUAGGACAAGCGCUGAAACUCGAUGCGGUAUUACGCGGCGAUGCUCCAACAAGCUUUGCUUCUACAGGGUGUGGCGGUUCCCGUCGAGCGCCUUGGGAAGGUCGGGUAUGGCGAGCCGCGCCACUGCCAGCCACUCCUAUUUGUGCAGAACAAAUGUCGGAAGGAAGGCUUCUAUUGUCUACAACCUCUAAUACAUAUAUUUUAGAAGAAAGUGGCACAACUCGCGUAGUUCUAAGAUGGGAAGGUUGCGUCCGUACCGCGAGAGUGACGGAGCGGGCCGGCCUUUUUCGUGUCGGUGCCAGAAUGAUAGCAGGGGGCGGAUCUACGACAGGAGGGGCAGGAGGAGCUGGGCUCUAUGCGCUUCCUGUUCAAGAGCUAUGCGCGGGAGCAUGGGCUAUGAGACCCCUUCAAGAUUGUAAACACGCGAGACUUCCAAGAACGAAAACUGCACAUUAUUUCGAUUUACUUGAAACGGGCGAAGGAGGGAAAACAACAUUAGCGGUUGCAAUUGGUCGAAGAGUCAUGAUUAUGAUUGAAGAAUCAAAGACUGAAAAUGAGAUGGGUUUUGAAUACGUGCAUAUCAAAGACAUACAACUUAGCGAAUCACCUAUACUCAUCAAACUAAUGGACGGUGAAGUAGAAAUAAUGGUGGUUGGAUACAAACAUCACUGGGAAGUAUUAGACACCAGUACAGCACAGUCAAUAAAAAGAGCUGAAAAUUCAGAAGAUAGUGGACCUCGUCGCGGUACUCUUGUUAAUGCUUUACGUAUUGGAGAUGAAAGAGAUGGCCAAAUAGUUCUAUGUUACAAUCAUACAUGUCACUUCGAAAGAUUAACAAGCAAAGGUCUGGAGAGCGAUGGCGAAUAUGACUUUCAUUGGACAACCGUACCCGCAGCAGUAGUAUGUGCAUUCCCAUAUAUUAUGGCAUUCGCCGAAGAUUUAUUAGAGAUACGACUAGUAGCAAACGGAUCCUUGGUACAUGCGGCCUGCAUACCUGGAUUGAAAUUGCUUUGCGGCCGAAAAGAUAUAUUCUACGUGGCAUGCGCACCGGAAUACGUGCCUUUAAGCCGAGAGUUUAACCCUUGUCUCAGCUUACAUGACGAAUUGGUAAAACAGAUGAGCAAACAGAGUGGUCCCUAUUCUGUCGAUGAAGAUGAAAAUCAUGAUAGAGAUUAUUACAGUCCAAGUAGCCGUACUGCACCAUCAGAGAAUAACUCAGCAUCAAGUAGAAGUAGUUCUAUAUCCUCAGAACAGGAGAAUAUGAGGCCGCCAUUACAACGGAUGGCUCCGAUCUCACCCCCGACUUCACCUCAGGUGUUACCGGAAAACAGUGGACGGUGCGUUCGUAUCUACAAGAUUCCUCAAAGCAAUCUCAGUGCGGGCGCCUAUCAGCGGCAGUCGGUAUCCGCCGAUCAAGUCGUUACGUCAUACUUUUCAGACAGGUGCCGACGGCCUAACAGUAUGCGGCAAAGAUUAGCAGAACUAAGAUUAGACAGCAAAUCCAGAGGAGGGGGCGACGACGAAACUUUAUAA
Arctia plantaginis is the source of this 2757-nucleotide messenger RNA. The record is from the annotation of a GenBank genome assembly. NCBI's taxonomy places the organism in Eukaryota, Metazoa, Arthropoda, Insecta, Lepidoptera, Erebidae.